GGGCGCUUAGUCCCCACGGCCCCGCCCUUGCCCCUGAGGAGGUGGGCUUGGAGUCACGUGGCUCGGGCCCUACGGGAGGGGGCGCGGUCGGGGGCCCGACUCCACGCCGCCGGGAAGGGAAGCCGGAGUGGCGUUCGCGCGGCUGCGGGGCCGGGACCACGGCACUACUGGACGGUGGGGGAAACGGAGGCCCGAGUGGGCCACAGAGGGCCAUGAAGGUGCUGCUCCUCACAGGGCUGGGGGCCCUGUUCUUCGCCUAUUAUUGGGAUGACAACUUCGACCCAGCAAGCCUGCAGGGAGCCCGUGUGCUGCUGACAGGGGCCAGUGCAGGUGUUGGCGAGGAGCUGGCAUAUCACUAUGCACGCCUGGGCUCCCACCUGGUGCUCACUGCCCAAACGGAGGCCCUCCUGCAGAAGGUGGUAGGGAACUGCCGGAAGCUGGGCGCCCCCAAGGUCUUCUACGUCGCCGCGGACAUGGCCUCCCCUGAGGCGCCCGAGCACGUGGUGCAGUUUGCGCUGGACAAGCUGGGUGGGCUGGACUACCUGGUGCUGAACCACAUCGGCGGCGCCCCGGCAGGCGCGCGGGUCCGCAGCUCCCAGGCGACUCGCUGGCUCGUGCAGGCAAGAUUAGAAAUUGAGGUUCUGGAAGGUGAAGUUGCUGGCGCAGGGUCAGGCCGCAAGCGGUCCAGGUGGGAUUCGAACUCUAAACGCAAAGGCAGAGAAAGGCUCCGUAGCCACAGCCACGCCCACACCGGGUCCGACUCAAAGGUCUAG
Galeopterus variegatus (Sunda flying lemur) is the source of this 773-nucleotide messenger RNA. It is a transcript of the gene HSD11B1L, whose product is annotated as hydroxysteroid (11-beta) dehydrogenase 1-like. The record is from RefSeq and is a predicted model, not a curated record. The coding region runs from base 213 to 773 and encodes 186 amino acids. NCBI's taxonomy places the organism in Eukaryota, Metazoa, Chordata, Mammalia, Dermoptera, Cynocephalidae. Gene Ontology annotation, cellular component: intracellular membrane-bounded organelle. The transcript has 7 exons. Gene Ontology annotation, molecular function: oxidoreductase activity.